AUCUCCCUCAGUCCCUAGAAAAUCCACCCACCUGUCACGCUGUCCCCGUAUAAGUCCCACACGUCGAACCCCCAAAAAUCAAUCACUUUACUCUCUCUCUCUCUCUCUGCAGCUCAAAUCAAAGUACAGCCAGUUGAGCUCUCGUUAUUUCACAAUGGUUAAAGCAGCAGCAGCCUCUCUCGCUCUCUUUCUCCUGCUCUUGUCCUCUCCCUGCAUUUCAGGUGGAGCCUUGAAAUUGAGAAGUUGGUGUGUGGCAAAGCCAUCUUCAGAUGAGAAAACCCUUGUGGAAAACAUAAACUACGCGUGCUCUCAAGUGGACUGUAGGGUUCUGCAGAAGGGCUGCCCUUGCUUCUCCCCAGACAACCUCUUCAACCAUGCCUCCAUAGCCAUGAACCUCUACUACCAGUGCAAGGGAAGGAACAAAUGGAACUGUGAUUUCAAGAACUCUGGCCUCAUCACCAUUACCGAUCCAAGCUAUGGAGGCUGUGUGUACGAGUAGAGAUUGAAAGAAGCUGAUUUCUGUGCCAAUCUGAAGAUUUUCUGGUCAAUUUCUAGCUGCUUCCACAUUCAUAGCUAUAUUUGUGCUGAUUAAUGCUUGGUUUCAAUUUCAUCCAAUGCCUAAUGAAGUACUACUCCUCCCAUCAAUUGCCUAUGAGCUUCCAAAAAUUUGAUCUAUUAAUUAAUAUGCGUGGAAUUAAUGAUGAUACAUGAAA
Molecule: messenger RNA, 713 nt
Organism: Diospyros lotus (date-plum)
Lineage: Eukaryota; Viridiplantae; Streptophyta; Magnoliopsida; Ericales; Ebenaceae
Product: glucan endo-1,3-beta-glucosidase
Exons: 4
Coding region: 155-499 (114 amino acids)
Source: RefSeq, a predicted model, not a curated record